Drosophila pseudoobscura is the source of this 2110-nucleotide messenger RNA. RefSeq names its product transmembrane protein 135. Bases 618 to 1985 code for a protein of 455 amino acids. The transcript is spliced from 5 exons. The record is from RefSeq and is a predicted model, not a curated record. Lineage: Eukaryota; Metazoa; Arthropoda; Insecta; Diptera; Drosophilidae.
AAGAAAAGGGGCCUAUGUGGGCUUACCGAUAAAUCGACGUUGUUUUUGUUUACACGCGGAAUAAUCUUGUCAAACUUUUCGUUAAAUCUCUGAUAAAACAUUUUAUGGGACAUGGCAAAAUGUGGCAACUGUUGCAAUAGUUGGACUAGUUAAUGCUGCCGCAGCAGUUGCAUCUGCUGGCCGCGCCCGGCGACCACUUGUUGUUGUUGUUGUGGACUUCUACUGAUGCGAUGCUGGAACUUGAACUAUAAUUAAACCAUUAUUAAACUAUAACUAUCAAAGUUGGCUUAAAAGCAAAGUGCAGUAUGUGCCACUCGAUAAGUGCUGUAGUCGUGUGUUGAAAUAGAGCAAUCGCAGUGCGUCAUGGAGUCAUAAUUUUGACAGCAGACAAAAAGAAAAUCAUAAAAAACUGAAACGUCGUCGGCGUCACAACAGCAGCAGCAAAACUAAUUUAAUUCAAUUUUAAAGCAACCGAGCAACGAACACGUAUCAAUUGUAAGGGGAGAGAGUGAAAAAAUCUGCGAGCGAUUAACUAGCAAUUGCUUUAAUAUUACCUAUUACCUCAGUCAAGUGCAUAAUAGUUGAGACACAACCAAAGAUUAACAUCGGAUUGGAUUAUGGCGGGACAGAGCAAGUUAUUGGACCCACUGUGCAUCAGCUGCAAGGACUUCCAGCACCCAUGGACCGAUCAUUGUGCGAGUGCCGCCGCCGGGAUACUGCUCUCGGCCACGCCCUACUGUCUACGCGUCUACACAGUGGUCUAUGCCUUUUCCUUGCUAAUGCGCCAUCGUGUGCCCAACCUGACUGAUCUCAAGCGCACUCUUUUAGGCAUCAUACAGUCCACGGCUUUCCUGGUGACCAAUGCAUAUUCCUUUAUUAUGUACAAUUGUUUGCUCCGGAACAUGCUCGGACGCUAUAACUUCUACACAGUGGCCUUUGUGCCCUGCUUUUUGGCCUCGUUUACGGCCAUCCUGGUGGAACGUCCAGCCCGCCGUCCGCUGCUGACUCUGUAUGUGGCCAACGUGGCCACGGAGGCGUUAUGGAAGAUGGCGGAAUCGCGUGGCUGGGUGCGCUCUAUUUCAAACGGUCAGACGUUCAUUUUCGGGCUGAGCAUGUCGGCACUGCUGUAUAUAUACCGUCGUGGACCAACCCAAGAUUCGAUCUUUAACAUUCUGCGCCAUUUCGUAGGCAAGGAGGAGGCUGGCCCAAUAGUCAACAAUUGGGAUACAUUGCCCGGCGAGCAGCCAGCUCCCCCGCAAAACCGUCCCAGCGUCAGUUUUUCGACCAUCUCCGAUUGGGUCCGCGUUUACAGCAAUUUCCUCAACGCCAAGCACGCCAGCUGCCGCCAUAACCAGAGCUGCAUUGCCUACUCCAUCAGCGGUGGCGUUAAGCCCUUUGUGAUCGGCGUGGCCCUCCAGGUGGCGCUGAAGCUGGUGAUGAAUGUCAGCAAGGUAGCCAGUGGCAAAAUGAAAUGGCGGAAGCACAUCUUUGACCGCAGCAUCCUCCCGUUGGGUAUCUUUAUGGGCAGCUUCUCUUUUCUCUAUAAGUCUGUGUCCUGUCUGCUGCGCCAUAGCUUCAAUAGAGACGAGGCCGCAUUUGCCAUUCCUGCUGGUCUGGUGGCUUCGGUGGCCUUCACCAAGUAUCCAGACAACACGGUGGCCCUGUAUGUCAUGUGGAAGGCUCUGCAGAUACUCUGUUCGAUUGGCCAGGAGAAGGGUAUUGUACCAGUCAUACCCAAUUUUAUGCUCUACCUUUACUCGUUCUUCACGGCCGUGCUCUUCCACGCGGGCAUCUUAGAGCCCAAGUCUCUGCGACCCAGCUACUACAAGUUUCUGCAAGCCAUAUCAGGAGAUAGACUGAGCCGCUUUAAUCUAAGCGCCUUCGAUGUGUUCGGUCUCAACACCCAGCAACAGGCGCUGGACACCAUAAAGUCGUUGAACAUUGUCGAGAAAUCAAUACUCCCCGCCUUCUCGUUCGCUUCUUAAGAAGAUAGCCGCAAUCUAUGAUAACCUACAGAUGUACACAUUCAGUCUCAUGUUUCAGCCAGCCGCUGGACGCGCCUCUCCAUAUCCAUAAUAGGAGUAAAAUUUUCAAGCGUGUAUAUAUCUAA